Messenger RNA from Cyclopterus lumpus (lumpfish), 1730 nucleotides. RefSeq names its product HIV-1 Tat interactive protein 2 (gene htatip2). The transcript has 7 exons. Gene Ontology annotation, biological process: import into nucleus. The coding region runs from base 81 to 911 and encodes 276 amino acids. Gene Ontology annotation, cellular component: cytoplasm. Lineage: Eukaryota; Metazoa; Chordata; Actinopteri; Perciformes; Cyclopteridae. The record is from RefSeq and is a predicted model, not a curated record.
ACGCGCCGUCCGUGAAGACGAAGCAACCAGGAAGUGUUCCAGCAAUUUGCACCAGCUGCUCCUCCCCGGCAACGUCUGUUAUGAAACUCCCGGACAGCACCCUAGGAAUAGCAACCGGGCUCCUAACUGUCGUACUUGUUGUCGUUGCGGCCGUUUUUAAUUAUUUCGACGACCCCGCUCCGGUUAAAUACACAAGCAUGGCCGAGGACCUAAAGACUCUGGAGGGGAACUUCCGGCAGCACAACAAAAGCUGUUUCAUCCUCGGCGCCUCCGGGGAAACGGGCCAGGAGUUGCUCCGAGCGCUGCUGGGGCGCAACAUCUUCUCCAAGAUCACCCUCAUCGGGAGGAGACGGCUCACCUUUGAGGACAAAGCGUAUGAAAACCUGAUACAAGAGGUGGUGGACUUUGAGAAGCUCGAAGAUUAUGCGGCAGCCUUCCAGGGCCACGAUGUUGGCUACUGCUGCCUGGGAACCACCAAGGCGAAAGUAGGGACUGAAGGAUUCAUCCGCGUCGAUCACGACUACGUCCUGAAAUCGGCGGAGCUCGCCAAGGCAGGAGGCUGCACCCAGUUCCACCUGGAGUCCUCCAGAGGAGCCGAUAAAAACAGCAACUUCCUCUACCUCAAAGUCAAAGGACAAGUGGAAGCAGAGAUUGAGGCGUUGGGUUUUGACAGAUAUGCCAUUUACAGACCAGGGGUUUUGUUGGUAGAUAGGCAGGAGAGUCGGCCUGUCGAGUGGGUGGCCAGGAAGUUCUUCGGAGCCUUUUCGGCCGUGUUUUCCACGUCCAUGUCCAUCCCAAUCCAAGCGGUGGCCAAAGCGAUGGCGUCAAACACUCUGCUUCGACCUGAGCAGAAGACGGAGAUCCUGGAGAACACGGACAUCACCAAUCUGUGGAAAAGUGCAGGGAAAUGAGAGAAGGAAAUACCAGGGAGGUUCUUUCAGAGACGACUACAUCCUGCAAACACCGUUCACAUCAUCGUGAAGAUUUUCACAUUACUUCAAAUUAAUCCAUGAAGUUUGCCAUUGUCAGAAAGCCAAAGGGUGUUUCUAUAAAUACUUGACUGUAGAUUCAUACACAUGUAUAUUUGUGCUAUAUUAUUUAUGGAGAAAACAACAUGCAAAGCUCUCCAAUAUAUAGAAUGCUGAAAGUGUAUUUGGGUUUAAUUAUUUUGGUCUUGAAUUACAGUAUAUUGUGAUAUUGUCAUCAGGGAACCGGUGCCAUUGUGUACCAUUUGUGCUCCAAGUCAAUAACGCACUGAACAACUGCCUUAAAGUAAAUGCUUGAGUUUAUUCUUCACUACAUUAAAAUAUUGGAUGUCCUAAACAUGUUUUUAUAAAUAUUUUACUGUGUGGGUGUUUAAUUUAUGGGGUGUCUUUAUCUGUGCUGUCCUACGUCUGCGCACUGCAGCAUAUGUAAUAUAUUGGAUGCAAAUCACCAUAUAUAUGCUAUUUUUGAUGAUGAAUUCAAACCCAGGAUCUUAUUUCUUCUGAGUUUCUUUUUUUUUUUCAGACUUCUGAAAUAUUAACUUUUUAUUUCUAUUUAAUUUAUUGUUUUCAUUUGUUUGAUUUAUUUGUCAUUGUCGUACACAAUUGUCUUCUACUUUAAUGUCACUUUAUUUCCUUUUUUAAUUUUCUUAUACUAGGUGUUUUGCUUUAUUUUACUGCUUCAAGUGAAGCACUUCAAAUUGCCUUUGAGAGAUAUAUUCAAAUAAACUUUGAUCUAGCAGCGCC